This is a messenger RNA of Terrapene triunguis (Three-toed box turtle), 3755 nucleotides long. It is a transcript of the gene MSH3, whose product is annotated as mutS homolog 3. The record is from RefSeq and is a predicted model, not a curated record. Gene Ontology annotation, biological process: somatic recombination of immunoglobulin gene segments; mitotic recombination; mismatch repair. NCBI's taxonomy places the organism in Eukaryota, Metazoa, Chordata, Testudines, Emydidae. The coding region runs from base 44 to 3313 and encodes 1089 amino acids. Gene Ontology annotation, cellular component: nucleus. The transcript has 24 exons. Gene Ontology annotation, molecular function: ATP-dependent DNA damage sensor activity; mismatched DNA binding; ATP binding.
GGGAGUUGCGGGGUUUGGGCUGCUGGUUCCUGCGUUCCCAACCAUGCCGCGCGGGCGAGAGCCCCGCGUCUCCGGACAGUCGGUGCUGAGUAAAUUCUUCCGGCCGGUGGGGUCCCCGCGCGUAGCCGGGUCCUCAGCCGGCUCCGAGGCGAGCGGCGGCGAGGGGCUCCAGGCUGCGGCUCCGCACACGACUUCUAAGUCUGGCAGAAAUAAGAGAAGAGCUGUUGAAAACAAUGAACCUAGUAAAAAGAGGACAAAACCAGUACAAACUAAUAGAAAAGAAGGCCAUGAUGCAGUGAAGAUUCUUGACGUUGAAGAGCCUAAGAAAUGUACCAGGCCCUGCAUAUGUGUGAAAACAUUAAACAAACUGAGAGAAUUCUGCAGUGAUUCAAAGCACCCAUGUAACAGAGUCCAGGUGGAUACUUUACGAGGGAGUCAAUCUGUGCACUUGGAAAAAUGUCCGACUUUUGUGGAAAGAACCCUGGAAAUAAAUAGUGCUCUUCAUUCUCAGGACACAGGUUCUCAGAUCAGUGAGAAGGAACAGUCAUGCUUUAGUCUGAAUCAAUUUUCAGCAUCAUGUAAGAGUUUUGAAGGCUCUCAAAAUAUUUCUAAUACAAACCUCCUUAAUAAAAGAACCAAAAGCAUAUACACUCCACUAGAACUCCAGUUCAUAGAAAUGAAAGAACAGUAUAAAGAUGCUAUUUUGUGCGUGGAAUGUGGAUAUAAGUAUAGAUUCUUUGGAGAAGAUGCAGAGAUUGCAGCGAAGGAGCUAAACAUUUACUGUCAUCAGGAUCACAAUUUUAUGACUGCCAGUAUACCGACGCACAGACUAUUUGUUCAUGUACGGCGACUUGUAGCAAAAGGAUAUAAGGUGGGAGUUGUAAAACAAAUGGAAACUGCAGCACUGAAGGCUGCUGGAGAAAAUAAAAGCUCUCUGUUUACUCGAAAACUGACUGCUCUCUAUACCAAAUCUACACUUAUUGGAGAAGAUGUGAACCCCUUGCUGAAGCUAGAUGAUCCUGUAGAUGUUGAAGAAAUAACAGCUGAUGUCUCUGAUAACUAUCUUCUUUGUAUCUGUGAAAAUAAAGAAAGCUUAAGAGACAAGAAGAAAGGGGAUGUUGUCAUAGGCAUAAUGGCAGUCCAACCCACUACAGGGGAAGUGGUUUUUGACAGUUUUCAGGACUCCUCAUCUCGCUUAGAAUUAGAGAGUCGAGUUUUGCGCCUGCAGCCAGUUGAACUACUGCUUCCAUCAGACUUGUCGGAUCAAUCUGAGAGGCUCAUCAGCAAUAUAACCUCUGUAAGUUUACGAGAUGACAGAAUUCGAAUAGAAAGGAUGAAAAGCAUUUAUUUUGAAUACAGCCAUGCUUUCCAGCUGAUUACUGAUUUUUAUGCAAGAGGAGUGCUUGAUACCACAGGUUCUCAACUGUCUAUAAUCCUAAACUUGGAUAAGCCUGUGAUUUGCUCUUUGGCAGCAGUAAUUAUGUACCUCAAAGAAUUUAAUUUGGAAAAGAUACUUUACAACCCGAGUAACUUUAAACAGUUAUCAAGUGAAGCUGAAUACAUGACAAUUAAUGGGACAACACUGAAAAAUCUGGAAAUCUUACAGAAUCAGACUGAUAUGAAAACAAAAGGCAGCCUAUUGUGGGUCUUGGAUCAUACCAAAACUUCCUUUGGACGUCGGAAACUAAAGAAAUGGGUGACACAACCUCUUAUGAAAUCCAGUGAAAUAAAUGCCCGACUUGAUGCUGUGUCUGAAAUUCUCCUGUCAGAAUCCAGUGUGUUUGGUCAUAUUCAAAAUCAUCUGUGUAAGAUGCCAGACAUAGAGAGAGGACUCUGUAGUAUUUAUCACAAAAAGUGUUCAACUCAAGAGUUCUUCUUGAUAGUCAGCACUUUGUCUCGCCUGGAGACAGAACUCCAAGCACUGUUUCCAGCUAUACGUUGCCAAGUGAAAGCUCCUUUACUGCAGAUGGCCCUCUUGGAAAUUCCUGAGCUUCUCUGCCCCGUGAAACAAUACUUAAAGAUACUUAAUGAAGAAGCAGCCAAAACUGGAGAUAAAACCCAAUUGUUCAAGGAUCUUACAGACUUCCCUACUAUCAGAAAGCAGAAGGAUGAUAUUCAGAAGGUGAUUUCCCAGAUCCAAUUUCAUCUGCAAGAAAUACGACAAAUGAUAAAGAACCCUCAUGCAGAGUACGUUACAGUAUCAGGACAAGAGUUUCUGAUAGAAGUCAAGAAUUCACUCUUAUCUUCUGUACCCUCGGAUUGGGUUAAGGUUGGUAGCACAAAAGCUGUCAGCCGUUUCCACUCUCCUUUUAUUGUAGAAAAUUACAGACAUCUGAAUCAGCUCCGGGAGCAGCUAGUCCUUGACUGCAAUGCUGAAUGGCUAAAUUUUUUAGAUCAUUUUAGUGAAUAUUAUCACUCUGUGUUGAAGGCGGUUAGUCACCUAGCAACUGUUGACUGCAUUUUCUCAUUGGCCAAGGUUGCUAAACAAGGAGCCUAUUGCAGACCAGUUGUGCAAGAUAAAGGGGAAAAAAUAAUUAUAAAAAAUGGCAGACACCCUGUGAUUGAUAUACUGCUAGGAGAACAAGAUCAGUAUGUUCCAAACAGCACCAACCUAUCCGGGGACAAAGAAAGGGUAAUGAUAAUUACUGGACCCAACAUGGGUGGAAAGAGCUCCUACAUAAAACAAGUUGCACUGAUCACGAUCAUGGCACAGAUUGGUUCCUAUGUUCCUGCAGAGGAGUCCACAGUUGGAGUUGUGGAUGGUAUUUUUACCAGAAUGGGUGCUGCAGACAACAUAUACAAGGGUCGGAGUACUUUCAUGGAAGAACUAACAGAUACAGCAGAGAUAAUAAGAAAAGCGACCUCAAGUUCACUAGUAAUAUUGGAUGAACUGGGGAGAGGAACUAGCACACACGAUGGAAUUGCUAUUGCCUAUGCUACACUUGAACAUUUUAUCGGAGAUGUGGAAUCAUUGACACUGUUUGUCACUCACUACCCUUCAGUAUGUGAUCUAGAAAAGAUAUACCCAGAGCAGGUUGGGAACUACCACAUGGCCUUCCUGGUGAAUGAAGAAGAAAGUGAACAACAAAAAGGAUCUGAAGAUGAAGAGAAUCCUGAAUUUAUCACUUUUCUUUAUCAAAUAACUAGAGGAGUUGCUGCAAGGAGUUAUGGACUAAAUGUUGCUAAACUAGCAGAUGUUCCUGAAGAAAUCUUAAAGAAGGCAGCUCACAAAUCAAAGGAGCUUGAGGGAUUAGUGAAUAUGAAAAGUACUCCAGCACAGCACAGCAUUCUACCACCUGAACUACAGAACUAACUACGCUAGCUGUCAGCAGGAGAAGGCUGUUAUCUUAUGUGGACCAGCCACUAGACAACAACAACACAAGAAACUGAAAUAUAUGAGUGGCCUCUUUUACAGACAACCUAGUCAAAGAGAAAAUCACGGUGGGUUCUUUCUGAGAGGCAAUGUGGCUAAGUAGAUGGGAGUUGAGUUCCCAUAUUAGAGAUCAGGGUUCUGCUCCAAACUUGUGAAAUCUUUCAGUGGGGUAUGAGGUUUUGCUUAAUAAGAUUUGUGAAGGGUACAGAAUUAGCAGCAGUAGUCAGUAGAAGUGAUUCUUGAACUCAGAGCCUCCUGCUUUCUGGUGCAAUGCCCAUCUCCCUGAGGCAAAAAGUAUUUAAAUGAGCAGCAACAUCCAGAUAAUCCAUUUGCAUGUUUGGAUUUUGUCCUAACUAUAAAUAUUGAAGUGACACAAUAGGGC